This is a messenger RNA of Linum trigynum, 5163 nucleotides long. Lineage: Eukaryota; Viridiplantae; Streptophyta; Magnoliopsida; Malpighiales; Linaceae. The record is from the annotation of a GenBank genome assembly.
AACCAUAUGUCCUUGAGUUGUGAUUUUGCUAGUAUAGUUAAUUUAAAAGUGAAAUUCAUACUUUGAUUUUCAAAACAUAGAUAAAAAGUGAUAUUUGCUAAUUUUUAUACCAUAACCAUAUAUCCUAUACUUUACACCACAUACCUUGUACCCUAACCACGUACCAUAAACAUAAAUUAAAAAGGGAUCUCGUGCCGUUAAUGACUUCAAAUGACUUCAAGUGAACAUAUGUUAAUAAAAAAAAACUUAGAACCGUCAAAACCAUCAAUAUCUUAUACCCUAACCAUAUACACCCUAAACCAUAUGUACCUUAUACUCUAACCAUAUACUUUAUAUCCUAAACAACGAACCGUCAAAGAUUACUUAUCAAGUUUAGUAUAAAUUGUUGUAACUAAUGGUUACUUUAUUUAUUAGCCUAUAAAAAAUUACAUACAUAUAUAUAUAUUAGCCUUCAAAGCAUAUAAGAAUAAUUUUAACUAGUCAUGCCCUCCAUAUAAAAGUUAAAGAUUCAUAUUUCAAAAGCUAAAAUUAUGAAAAACCAAAAAAUUGAAAACACCAAAUUUGUUUCCUUCUUUCUUUUCACAAAAAUACUAAAAUUUCCCUCCUUCUUUCUCCUUCCAUACAUUAGAAAAACUCAAUUUUCCCUCCUCUUUCUCUUCCAUAAAAUUGAAAGAACCAAUUACCCUCUUCUUUCAUUCUACAAAAAGUUGAAAAGUAAAAAGUUUCCCUCCUUAUUUCUCUUUCAUAAUCAAAAGAAUCAAACUUUCCCACUUCUUUUCUAAAAAAUUCAAAGAACCAAAUUUCCCUCUUCUUUCUCUUCCCAAAAACUUGAAUACACCAAAAUUUCCCUCUUCUUUUAAAAACAUCAAAUUAUUAAAUACAUUAUUUUACUUUAUUUAUAUUUAAUUGAUAAUUUUAUUGAAUAGUUAAAUUAACCAAAAUUUUAAUUUAUAUAUUAUAUUAAUAUUGUCAUGAUCUCAAGUGACCUUCAUGUUUCAAUUUUUGUAAUUUUUUUAAAAUACGUAAUAUCAAGUGAGUUUCAUAUUUUUAAAAUUUCUUAUACGAAAUGAAAAAAUAAUUUUACUUAAGUUUAGAAUGAAAAAUUUUAUUUUGAAAAACUAUGUAUUGUAUAUUUUUAUAAUUAUUCAAGUGGAUUAGAUGAAAUUCGGGUUGAGUCGGUCGGGUUACGGGUUAGUCGGGUUCGGGUGAAUCGGGUUUGGGUUAAUCGGGUUGCGGGUCAGUCGGGUUCGGGUUAAUCGGGUUGCGGGUUAGUCGGGUUGCGGGUUAGUUGGGUUGUGGGCCAAUCGGGUUGCGGGUCGGGCGGGUUACGGGUUGUUGACUUUUAGUCAAUUCGGGUUGCAGGUCGGGUUGAUCGGGCGGGUUAAUCGGGUCGGGCUAUGUUUUGACACCUAUAGUUUCUACGAUGGUUUUGCUUCAGAAAAUUUUUGUGGAACGCGGGUACAUGUAAGUCGUCUGUCCGUCUGACGUUUUCAAAUAGAGGCCGUCAAGAGUUUUAGCGGCUUUCGUUUGGGCUUUAGUGGAGCUGGGCUUCACUCCACCGAAUGGUAUGCCCCCACCAGUUGGGCUGGCCAUUAUACAUAUGAGAUGUGAACAUAUUUUAUUACUCUCAGUUUGUUAUUUUGUAGAUUUCAAUCAAAUCUUUUCUUUAAGCAUAAAAUUUUCCUCACAAAAAAAUAUAGCUAUAAAAGUUUUCAAAAUUUACGCUAAAAAAUGAACAAUAUACAAGUUGAUUAGAAGAAUUAUCAUAUUUAGAAAGUCUUACAAUCUUAUUCAUCAUAUAUAACCCCAUCGAAAAUUAAAGGAUCUUAUCUGACAAUACACGUUAUAUUCUUGGUCUUUUAUUAGCGCUCAACUAUUGUCGUCGGUUUCAUCAACCUGAACAAAAUCAAUGAUAUCGUUCUAUUAAAAAAAUUAUAUAUCUUGAAUUUUUAAACUAGACGUCUAUUGCAUAUAUAUCAACGUACUUACAACGUACAAAUAAAUCGACUGUCGCAACAACUUAUCAUUAUGAAUUUGAGUAUUUGCAUAGAUGAUAUAAAAUAGAGGAGUACUUGAAUGUGUUGACCGAUACGGCGAUACCUAGGUACAUUUGUAAUAAUUUUCCAUCGAUGCAUGCAUGUGCUCCUCGACCAUGGGCCAUUAUUUGGACAAUUGGUGGUCUCCCUAUUUCUCAUAAUAGCCGAUCGCAAGUCAUCAUUUCGACAAGUACAUAAUAAUUUUAAGUUGUUUAAAAUAAUUAAUUAGAAAUUUUAUGCUACUUUCAAACAAGAUUCAAUUCACAUGUUUGAAAUUUGCACGGGUCUAUCUUACCCCGAUGUUUAAACCAACCGUUAAUAUCAAGAGUCGUGUACAUUUGAAUGAAAGCAGUCCCUUUGUCAAAACCAUUUUAAUAUCACGUAAUGUACUGUUUGGUACGUCUCGUUAAUUCGAGUUGUUGAGAGAAUUAUAGUUAUGAAUCUUAUACCAACCUUUCUUACAAUCAUAUAACACAAAUUGCUAUCCAUAUGCAAUAUGCAAUAAUUAUUCUCGGAAUCAUAUCAUAAUUUUGCGCCUCAUCAUCCCACCAUUAUUUUUAGGAAUGUGGUUAUUGUAUUAUGGCGGUUUAUUUUGAUGCAUUUGAGUGUUGUUCUUCCACAUAUAAUUUGGAAGGAAAAUUUGCACACAUAUUCCUGUUCAAUACGACGCCGUUGGGGCAAUGGGAUAAGCAGAUAAGGUAUAUACGGCUUCACUUCACCACUCAAACACACAGCCGUAGGUUUGACAGAAACCAAAAUGAUGGCCGCAGAAAUCGUCACCGCCGGCGGCAGCAGCUUCUUCUUCCGUGGCAUUUCCAACUCCCCGAGGUCGCCGAGCCGGACUUACUCCGUUGCUAAAGUAGCGGUCUCCCGUUUGAGGAAACCAAAAUUCACGGCCAGAAUGAAGGGCGGCGGCGGCGACGACGACGGCGAGAGGCCCUUCUUCCGGAUCCCGAAGAUCCCGGCCAAUCCGACGGCGUCGCUCGCGGCGCGGGCCGCCGUUGCGGUGUUCGCGCUGGGAUUCGUCGACGCUGGGUACAGCGGGGACUGGUCCAGGAUCAGCGCGAUCUCGAAGGAGGUCGAGGAUUGGCUCAAGGUCGCCGCGUUUCUCGUUGUCCCUCUCUGCGUUUUGCUCGUAGUUUCGAUCUCUGGUAGUACGGAGGAGGAGGCUUGAAAUUGGUGUUCAAUUGCUAAAUAGGUCCACAAACUUAUUAUUAUGGUUUUCUUUUUUUUUUCCUUUUAUUGUUUUUUUAGUGAAUUUUUCUUUUUUAUUGUUCUAUGAUGAAAUGUUGAAUUAGAAUCCAAUUAGGAGUGUGAUAUGAAAUUAUUCAAAAAAUAUUUUUUUUCAUAUAAUAUGAGAGGUACUACAGCCUCUCUCCACAGAUGGAGAAUCUUAUUCAUAAAGAUUUGGAGAUUAGAAUCUCUCCUUCUCCAUUAAUAUAUGGUAGAGUUUUGCGUAAUUUUCUCCAUUUUAAAUUUCCUGCGUUGAGAGUGAAAGUAUGAAUUACAUUUUUGUCUUUACAAUUAAUUAUUUAUUUCAAAUAAAAUAUCAAUAUCAAGAUUUGAAUCCGAGUCUCUUCAAACAAAGACAACAAUCAUAACAAAUUACACUAAACGAAUUUGUUUUUUCUAUUUGAAUACAAAACAUACACUAAGUUAAACUCUGGAAAGCGAAUGACUUUUACAUCAUGAUCAACAAACCCACUAAGUCUAUCGUAUAUAUUUUUAUGGUGCUUAAUACUUCAAUUUCCAUAGUAGAGUUUCAUGAAAUUUUAUCCAUUUUAAAAUUCAUGCUCUCCUUAAUUUUCGCUUUGGUAAAUUUGUAAUUGGCUAACAUGGAAGAAACUAUUUCUUUUACUACGUGUUUUGUCAUUAUAUUUUUUAAUUAAAAUUAAAAUUUUGUGUUUUUUUAUCUUUGUUCUUAUCUCUUUAUAACUUCCUCCGAAAGUCCCUCCAUUGUGCAAUAAUUUGGCCCUUUCACUUCCCAGUACGAGGGCGCAUUUGAAAAUUAAUCUUCCGAUUUCUCUUGCACGGCAACUUUAUUUUGGGGAUUUAAGUUGGGCAAACAGAAAAUUUCAAAUCCGAUAUCAAUCCAUGGCGAAUAGAAUGGAAUUCAGUCAAGUAGUUAUGAAUUUGAACUUGGAGUAGAAGAGUUGGAAUUGAGUUUGAGAAUGUAAGUGGUGGGGGGAAGAAUUUGUGUUUGGAUUUGGUAGCAGGUAAAGGCAAAGAAGAGGGAGUUGGAGAGGGUAGUGAAUGAAUUGAGGAGGGUGUUGAAAGACAUGGAAGCAAAACUGGAGCAGUUAAAGAGAGAGAAGUGAUAGAUGACGAGGAUAGUAAUAAAAAUGGAGAGGUUAUUGAAGGGCAUGAAAGUUGACUAAAGCAGGUGAAGGCAGACAAGGGGGAGAUGAACAUAUUGAUGGAAUUAUAUUGGAGAUGAGUGUUGGUUUAAGCGAACUUAUUACAACUGCCCCGAGGAAGAUGAGUUGGCAAACACAAGAAGAAGUCUGGGGAGUUGAAGAGCUAGUUGACAAGAACCUCAAUUGGAAGAGAAAUUGAGGGCCACAAAGAGAAGGUCCUUCAAAGUAGCAUAAAUGGAGUUGUUUGGUUGAAACAUAUGCCUCUUGAGAUUAAAGAUAGACUGGAUAAAAAUUUGGUUGUUCAACGAAGAGUGGUGAUUAUUGGCUCUUUAGGUUUAUGGUUUUUGCAGCUACCACAACCUAUUUUUAUCUUAAAACGAGAAAUCAUUUAUUGAUUUACUGAAUUAGGUCGAUUCUUUAUUCAACCUACUGAAACUGAUAGAAAAGGAGUGUCUAAUUUUGUGUCUUAUGACUUUGAUCAAGUCUAUUAGUAUAUUGGAGAUAACCCUAAUUUUGUCGUUUGCUCUCAAGUUUUGAUGGUUCCCUCUUAGCUUAGUUUGUAGUAUUUAGUUCACUUGAACCAACAACUCUCUAUUUCUUUUUUAUUAGUGGCAUGUUGCUCCUAAAAGGAGAGCAUUGAAGCCUUUAUGUACGAUUGUGAGGUUUUAGAUUCAAUUUCAAACUAUAUAUGGGCCAUGUGGUAAUUGUAGUGAGCUUUUAUAUUCUAUCUUUCUUGACAAUCAACUAACCAAUAUAAUAUUAUCAUUAUG